Caenorhabditis elegans is the source of this 1167-nucleotide messenger RNA. It is a transcript of the gene T08D2.5, whose product is annotated as ING domain-containing protein. The transcript has 5 exons. Bases 172 to 1149 code for a protein of 325 amino acids. The record is from RefSeq and is marked reviewed. NCBI's taxonomy places the organism in Eukaryota, Metazoa, Nematoda, Chromadorea, Rhabditida, Rhabditidae.
AGGCAUAAUCCGAAGUAAACCAUGUCUUUGGUGCCAGCUUCAUUCUAUCAAAAUGUGGAUAUUAUUCGAGAUGUGAAGUUUAAUAUGAAGCCAACGUGUUCGAUUUGUAUGGAAGAAUUCGAUGCAAUUGUUCCAAAAGAUCUUCGUUGUAUGACUUGCUCUUCGUGUAAAAUGAGUGGAUCGGAGACUUCUUUCCACAUUUGCCGUGAAUGUACGAUUCAACAACACGAAUACGAUAUUCAUACCUUUAUCGAUCAGGAGCCUUCAAUCCAUCCUGACGCAUUCACAAUCUGCUCGACCUGUGUUCUGAAAGAUCACAACACUACUCACCACACUGUCAUUGAAUAUCUUCCGAUCAGACUCAACUACCAGCUCAGAAUGAACACAAAAAGUGCGGAUGUCCUGAAGACUCGCGUUCACAAGGACUUCUCCGACGCAAUGACCAUUCUGUCAUCGUUACCGAUUCUUGUCAAGAAGAAGGAAUGCGAGGUUGCCAAGAUAGCGGAAUUCAUGACAAGAGUCAAAAAUACGGAGAGUCUCACUCAAAUUUUCAAGACUUUCGAGAGGGAGAUGAAGAAUAUCAUAAAAAUUCUGGAAGCUUUGAAAAGAGAUGGAGGAAAGCUGAAAGAUACCGUGGAACAGACUGUCAAGCGACUUGAAGAUGACAAUGAGAAGAUCGACAUAGCACACUGUCUUCAAGAAUUUGUCGAUUUGAAGGAGCAUCUCAAGAUUCCAGAAAUGGUUCAGAUUCCACAAGACACUGAUCUUCCGAUUAUUGACGAGACACUUCAAAAGGAGGAAUCCAAAAAAUACACCAUUGGAAGUGUCAUCGUCUCAAUUUUCAGUGCAAUCUUCAAUUGGCUGUGCAUGUUCGUCAAAUUUAUUUCGCAAAUGAUUUUCGGGGCCGGAAGCACUUUUUAUAAGAAUGGUAAGAUUCGAAUAUUGUAUUCAUGCAUAAAUUUCAUACAUUUUCAAUCUCUACUGAACACAUCAACCUUCACAUCCUGGCUCCAAUCUUCAUCAUUCUCAUCUGCAUCCUCAUCCUCUACGUCUUCUGAGCAAUGUUGUACAUUUAUAUUUAUCUACCUACUUUGUCAAAAUUUUUUAUUGUUUCCCAUUUCUGACAACGAAUUUGAAUUCAUCGAAUAAACCAGCUCAAUGACUAAA